AUGGCCCCGCACGUCACCAACCCCCUCGCACGCACCCGCAACCGCUCCUCCUCCUCCACCUCCUCCUCCAACUCGUCCUCCGACGACGACGGCUGCACCUCGGACCAGAGCGACGACAUCCCUCCAGAGACCGGAUUCGACCCCUUCCUCGCAGCAACACGCAGAGCCCGCAUCAACUCGUCGGCGUCGUCGACCACGCAGCCCCUCGCAGCAGCCAGCUCGCGGCCCUCGCCAAUCUCGUCCCCCGCAACAUCCAACGACACAAUCCGAUCCGCCAACUCGCAACCAAAACACCAAGGCCAUGUCGGCGACCACGACGACGACAACGCCGCCGACCCAGAAGCCCACCGCUGGACCCAGAUCGACGCCUUCUGGUCCAAGGUCGUCGACGACACCAUGUUCCGCCCAAAGCAGGGCCCCAUCGACCUCUCCUCAAAGGGCAUCACCGUCAUCCUCCCCAAGAUUGCAGACCUCUCGCGCUUCGUCGCACUGCCCCCUCCCCGCUACGAGAGCGACCCGCCCCAACCCGACCCGCACGCCCUCUCGGACAUCGCCCACUCCAAGUCCGGCGGCCUCGUCCGCCACGAGUCCUACCUCGCCCCCUUUAGCUCCCACCACCACAACGACUCGUCCACCCUCGGACAGCGCGCAUUCGCCCGCAGCAAGUCGGCCUUCCAGCCGGGCAUGCGCACCUCGCACUCGUUUUCGCGCACAACCAGCGCAAUGAGCGCCCUCAGCUCCCGCUCCGGCGGCUCAAACGCAGCCGCAUCCAACUCGCCCGCACGCUUCCGCGACCCGCGCGACCGCCAGGCCACCCUCAACCUCUUUCUCGCCCAGAACCGCCUCACCACGCUCCCCAGCGCCAUCUUCCAGCUCGCCAACCUCCGCGUCCUCUCGCUCCGCUUCAACCAGCUCGAGCGCCUGCCCCCCGCCAUCGGCGAGCUCCACAACCUCACCGAGCUCAACAUCGCCAACAACCAGCUCCGCUUCCUCCCGGCAGAGAUCCUUCGCCUCCGCCUCGAGGUCUUCAACUGGUUCCCCAACCCCUUUCUCAAGCCGCCCAGGGACGGCCGCCUCACCGUGAGGCCCCUCCUCAGCAUUAGGGCAAAGCACGCCCGCCACGCCCAGCUGCACCGCCUCGGCAGGCUCGACGAGACGCCCGUCAGGGACCAGGGCGAGACCCCGCCCAACGGCGGCGCCGCCGCAGCCCACGACGACGACUCGGAGAUGGCGAGGAGCGUCGACGACGGCGUGAGCAGCAUCAGCAGCAGCGCUGGCCGCCACUCGCCCGUGUCGCAGGCCUCGUCGACCGACACGCUGGGCGGCAGCGGCGGCGCCGGUGACAUGACUGCGAGCGCGUCGACGCCUCAGCUGCAUCACCAGCACCACCACCAUGCGCACUGGGCCGCGCGGCCACCGUCGUUUUCGCGUUCCAACUCGUCGUCGUCGAGUUCUUUCAUCACCAGCGGCGGCGGCGGCGGCGGCCCGGCCCGGUUCGGCAGCGUCCACUCGUUUGGGCGACAGCCGAGCAGCGUCUUCCAGCGCGGCUUUUCGACAUCGUCGGCCCUCUCGGCCUCGGGGCUGCGUCCGACAUUGUCGCGCUCGCACCUCUACGGCGGCGAGGCUGGAGACGGCGACGGCGCGACGGCGGGACGCGACUGGCCGCUCGACGAGGCGCAGCACAUGUCGGCGCCCGUCUUUUCGCGGGCGGGCGAGACGCGCCUCGAGUGGAUCUCGCACAUUGCCGGCAGAAAGGUGUCGAGGAUGGCCGAGGUCCAAGUCGACCUCGACCUCGACGGCGACGAGGGCACCGCCGACGUGGGGACCGGGAGCGAGUACAGCGGCGACAAGAACCUCAUCCCCAUCCAGUGGCGCGGCUGCUCGAGGGGAUGCCUCGACUUUUUGAUCUAG
Pseudozyma flocculosa PF-1 is the source of this 1911-nucleotide messenger RNA. RefSeq lists its product as uncharacterized. NCBI's taxonomy places the organism in Eukaryota, Fungi, Basidiomycota, Ustilaginomycetes, Ustilaginales, Ustilaginaceae. Gene Ontology annotation, molecular function: protein binding. The transcript has 2 exons. The record is from RefSeq and is a predicted model, not a curated record. The coding region runs from base 1 to 1911 and encodes 636 amino acids.